Messenger RNA from Puccinia graminis f. sp. tritici CRL 75-36-700-3, 6086 nucleotides. RefSeq lists its product as uncharacterized. Gene Ontology annotation, biological process: negative regulation of transcription by RNA polymerase II. The record is from RefSeq and is a predicted model, not a curated record. Gene Ontology annotation, cellular component: Sin3-type complex; chromatin. The transcript has 7 exons. Bases 58 to 5571 code for a protein of 1837 amino acids. Lineage: Eukaryota; Fungi; Basidiomycota; Pucciniomycetes; Pucciniales; Pucciniaceae. Gene Ontology annotation, molecular function: transcription corepressor activity.
CAACCAGCACCACCAACAACAAACACCAAGCCCAACAGUCAAGAACCACCGAACACGAUGGCCGACGAGCCUCCUCAAGAGACACAAGAGAGUAGCAACAACUCAUAUCGCACCCUCAACGUUCGUGACGCACUCAGCUAUCUCGAUCAGGUCAAAGUUCGAUUCCAGGAUCAGAAUGAUGUCUAUAAUCAAUUCUUAGACGUCAUGAAACUCUUUAAAACGCAGUCAAUCGACACUCCAGGCGUGAUCGAGAGAGUUUCAACUCUAUUCAGAGGCUACCCAUCACUAAUUCAAGGAUUUAAUACCUUCCUACCGCCUGGAUUUCGGAUAGAGUGCACCUUGGUCAGGCGAACCUCCUCCAACAGCGAAGAAGCUGACUUGGUCACCGUUUAUACUCCUGGAGAGAUCACUCACAAAACUAGUCUAUUCCCCAGGGACGGCAGCCUAGCCACGAUACUCACCGAUCACUCCCUCGGCUCGUUGCCUCCUGGCUGGUCUCACGUUCCAACCGAUCUCCAACCUCUCUCGAGUACUUCAGCCGAUCCAACCUCAACAGCCGAAACUACCUCAAAAAGCUCAGCUAGCAACCUCUCACCCACAGAGCCUGCUACUAUCAUACCCCCAACUUUUGACCAAACCAAGCCAAGCCAAUCAACUCAUUCAAUAUCUUUAAGCUCUACAACCCAAUCUUCGAAUCCUUCCUUGAAUCCUCCAACUGCUCAAACACCCGAUCUGCCCACCAAGUCUAACAGCUGCCGCCAGCGAUCCACUACCCCACCGGCCACCACUCAGGAACCACAAAAAAUCCGAUCACAGAGUGCCACUUUACCCCAGCAUCUACCCGACUCGACUAAGAAAGAUCCCGCCAGCACUCAUCCUAGUUCCUCUUCGACAAAACUCACGCCGGCAAAUCCGCCCAAUGAUCUUCGUCCUACCAGUCCCGCCUUAUUGUCUCGAGGUGAUUCACUCGCUAUGGAUGCUAUAGCCGUUGAUCCAGUCAUAAAUCAACAUGCACCUACUCCUACCCCCACAAAUGAGCACCCAAUAUCAUCAAGAGCUCCCCAUUCAAUCCAAACCAACCAAAUCCCACCGAUCAAUCGACCUUACAACCUGGAUCCCAGUAAUACAUCCAAGCUCCUCAUCGCACCUGAUCUGACCGAUCCUAGCAAGUUGAAAACAUCGCAACCCAAGCCCAUCCGUCCUAACUCAACCUUAAUCCCAGGUGUUCUCCAGCCUCAACCUAAUCUCAACACUAAACCGGUUGAGUUUAACUAUGCCAUCAACUAUGUCAACAAGAUCAAACAUCGGUUUAUUGAUCAACCGGAAAUCUACAAAACAUUUCUAGAGAUACUCCAAACUUACCAAAGGGAUGGAAUGCCUAUUGAUUCGGUCUAUGUCAAGGUCACCAAACUGUUUUCAAACGCAGCGGAUCUGUUGGACGAGUUCAAACAGUUUUUGCCUGAUCUAAACGCGAGCUCUGCCGCGGGACCAGGGUCAAAAUCGCCAUUUCCACCACCACCUGUCAAAGCCUCUUCGUCUACCAACCCACCGCCGAAUACCUCCCCCCAGUCGUCACAACCGUCUAGCUCAACUCGGAAACCUUCUCAAGAAAAGCUGCCAAACUCACAGUUCUUACCCCAUCAUCAGCCUCUCUAUCAUUUAAAACCGAGCCACAGGCCAACCCCCGAAACAUCAAAUCAACACAAGUCACCUUCUAUUUUGCAAAACAACCCCUCAACCGAUCCUAAUAAUGACACAGCAGGACAUCCCACCAGACUUUCGCCGACUCGUUUGCAAUCCCCUAGCAAGGUUCAUUCUCACUUAGCUCGCGUCGCUUCUCCUGCGCCAACGAUGCUUCUCGACCCUCAAGUACUCUCGAGUACAACUAGUGGCCCUCUGGAUCCACAGGUCUUGAACUCUGGCUUGCCAAAUUCGCAACUUCCCCCAAAUACAGGCUCUGGCUCCAUGGGCCAGUCAAAUAAUGGAUUUAUCGCGGGUGCUUCACCGGCCAGAACCUCUGUCUCACACCUCGUCUCAUCCACCGUACCUGAUCACCUCCCACCUUACCAAAAAAGGUUGCUAGCCAGUCCGGCCAAUGCGAUUCCUGUAGAUGAUGACUUUCCAGGACCUCCUAAGAAGAAAAGAGCCCUGGGAAAUGGAAACCUCGAAGAAGCCAGUCUUCGGUCAAACAAAGACCAGCCUGCCCUUCCAAAUGAAUCUUACACAGCUGCUUUCCAACCAGACGAUUUCGCCUCCAAAAAGAUCAAGCGCUCAAAAUCCAAGACAAGUGCAAGCGCCGAGUCGAUGCCUCCUGCGGUCACAAAUGAAGCCGUACAACAUAGGAUUGCCACCUUCCUCGAGCAGUACCGCUCAUCCCAACCCGAAUCACACGAAGCGACAAACACUGAGUCAGCGCCGCACAACUUUGCUACACCAUCGGAAGCAUAUAGAAACCAGUCCCAGUCUCAUUCUCUACCCCACCAAGUAAUUGAUCCCUCAAUCGGUGGCUCAUCAGCUUAUGCUCAUCCUCACUUACAGUUAGUACAUGAUCCUCACCUGGGAAGCUCAAAUCUCGCCGGAUAUUCAACUUGUCAACCGUCCUAUGUUGAAACCCACGAUGCGAUGGGAGGCCGUACGCUAACUAACACCAAGGAAGUGGCGCUGUUUGAGUCAAUACGAAAAUUUAUCAACGAUCCAGAUCUAUGGCUAGAAUUUCUAAGGGUCUUAGACCUCUACAACCGGUCGAUCAUCGAUUUCAAAACUUUAUUAGAUCGAGUGUCAGUAUUCAUUGGCGAUGACGACGAACUGUUGGAGGAUUUCAAGGGAUUGGUUGGGUAUGACGUCAAGAACGACGGCUUGGUUGAAGGAGAAGUAUGGGAGAUUAGGAAUACGGAUAUUCGAGAGCGCGACAAAGUAGAUGCAUCAACCAUCCAAAAGGAGUAUGGACCAAGUUACAAACGAUUACCGCGAGCUGAGAUAGAUUUGGCGUGCUCAGGAAGAGACGAGCUAUGUUGGAGUGUUUUGAACGAUGAAUACUUUGGGGCAGCGAAAUUUGGAACAGAGUCUGGUGGACCAGGGCAUCGAAAGACGAACUUCGAAGAAGUAGUUGCAAUGACCGAGGGUGAGCGCGCGCAUUUCUCGUACUGGCUGGAGUGCAUUAGUCGGACAAUCGGUCAUCUUGAAUGUUUAAGGGCUCGGAUUGACGGGAUGGAAGAUCGAGACAAGGCGAGCUUCACUCUGGGAGACAACCUCGGCGGAAGUAGUCCAUCUAUCUACCAUCGUACACUUCGCAAGGUAUACGAGAGCAAAUAUCAAUCUAGCAUCCUGCCUUACCUGCGCGACUACCCUGCGAAUACCAUCCCAAUCGUGCUUCAUCGGCUGAAGGAACUCGAAUUGAGUUGGAAGUCUGCUGAAUCCCAAUGGAACUUGAUCUGGAGAGAGGUAGAACGGAAGAAUUAUUACAAAGCUCAGGAUCAUCAGGUGAUCACGUUCAAGUCUAAUGAAAAGUCAUUGCUCAAAGGUCAAAAUCUGUUGAAAGAGAUUCACGACUUGAAAAAGGAUCAAAAGGCUUUAGUUUAUACGGUGAGUAUCAAAGCAGAUGAAGGGCCUCGUCAAGAUCCUUCCAAACAAACCGAGCCGUCUUUGAACUCUUCUUCUCGGAUGGACAUCGACAAGGAAUCAGUACCUAGACUAUCAUCACCAGAUAAAAUCGAGAUAAUUUUGGAAAACAGGAUACCUCGAAAGAUCGAUCGAUCACCCACUCCUUCAAGAGCGGCUCAUCAAAUCGAACUUGGAUUCGAAGACAUGGAAGUUUUCUAUGACGUGCUGAGGAUUAUCAUCAUGGCGCUCGACCGGUCAGCACUAUCGAAUCCAGAGCGAAGAAGGAUCGACGAAUCCCUUCGGACGUUCAUCCCAGCGGUCUGGAACAUCUCAGCAGCCGAGCUAGAGAAACAGAUCCCGAUCAUCUACGACGACGAGUCAAGUGAGCCUAGCGAGUAUGGCCGUCCUACUCUGCCGAACCAUGACGUCUCGACGACGGCGAAUCAGCAAAACGUACUGGACCAGAAGGGCAUCGAGACCCUGACCGAAGGGCUUUUAAAGAUCCAGACUUCCCAGGAAUCCAGACGCGCCCGUUCCCAAAAUCUCGACACCCCCAUGUCUUCCCCUCAGCAGUCCUACCAACUUACCCCCGCCGAAUAUGUCCCAACUACAAUCUCUCAGCCUGCUUUCCUUGAACCCAAUGGACCUAGCUUCACUGGGUUGAAGAAAUGGACCAAGCUUUCGGUGGUUGAUAAUCACCCCAAUCUAGCCAACAAUCAUCCCGAUGCUGGACAACCGGCCGAUCGACGAGUCGGACGCUGCUAUAACGUCUUUGGAUCCUCGACGUAUUACUUGUUGGUCCGAUUACUGCACACACUGUACAUGAGAUUGAUGAAGUUGAAGACAAUCGGGGUUGAGCUGGGCAAACACAAACCUCGGUGGAGACGGAUCAAUCCGGUGGCCAUCGAGCUCGGUUUGAGUCAUUCUAUCAUCGGCUUGGAUGAUCAUCCUAAUCCUGCUUCCCAAUUAUAUCCCUACUGUUUGGAUCAGCUUUCCCGCUACUUCGACGGCGAAAUCGAUUUCAAUUCGUUUGAAGAAUCCAUCCGCGUCGCCUUUCCAAGACAUGGUUACCUCCUCUCCACUGUCGAUAAACUAACUAACUCGAUCUUGAAACAAUUUGCACAAAUCCAUCAAGAACCUAAGAAUAAGGAGCUGUUGAAUUUGUUGAACCGGGAGCGGAUUCUUAGCUCAAUCAGUCCGAUCACUCAAAUCUCCUAUCGACACCAAGCAGAAUCGAUCUUGGAAGAAGAGGAGGGUGAACUGUUUCGUGCUGAAUGGCAUCCAGAAAGAAUGUCGUUGAGUUUCCAGAUCUUGAACCAAGGGGAACCGACGUUCGAAGUGAAGACAGCGACAGAAAAGUUGACGCAUUACGUUGACACGUACGAGUUCGAAACGAGUACGGAGCUGAUCGACCCGGCAAAAGUGAGACGGCCGUUCCUGAGAUCCAACUUGCUGAUCGAAGAGGAGAAUUCGGAAGACGAGGAAAAUGGAGAGGAAGAAGGAGAACAAGAAGUCGAAGAAGGGAAAGAAACAGCAGGAGACGAUGAGCACGAUAAGUCGAUGAGUACCGAUGGUCGCAGUGGGGCGGGGGAUCAAGCUCAGAAGGAAAAGAAGAGGAAGAAGCGGGCAGGUCGAGUAGUGUUGGUUAAUUCAAACAAGAUCCGACUAUCGAUCGACGCGGAGACCUACAAGCUACAGUUCAAUAACCGUCGGAAUACCAGUCACCAAGCUCAUCAUCAUCAUCAUUAUCAACAGACCAAUUCUUCGGCUUCCUCUUCUUCAUCCAGGCCGACAAACUUACAGGCUCAGUUGCAAGAUCAUGAACCUACGGACCUCUUGGUCGUCAAAGACUUCAGCUUGGCUGCUGAGCCUGCUGAUCUUGGCUUCAUAACAAACCUUCAAAAUCGCAAGUUCUUGGCAUGGUUAACAAAUCGUCAAUCGGAAUUAAAUGAGCUCAAUCAAGCCGUCUGAGAACAAUCUCCCUCUCAUGUUUCUUGCUUUAGAUUCAUUUAUUUAUUUACUUUUGUUUUUGAUUUUGAUUUGUCAUUGUUUCAUAUUUAUAUAAUCAACUCAUUUAAUAAACUCUUUUUUGAACAAAAAAAAAUUAAAUGUCUCCUCUGCUGUUGUAAUUUUCUUUUUGGUUUUGGUUGAUCUGAUGUGACGUGUUUGUGGUCUGCCUCUUCUCUGUACAUGUUCAUAGAUGUUGUAUGUACAUACUUAUUUUUUUACACCUUAUAAAAUUUAUUUUCAAAAGCUUCCAUUUUGUUGUUUGUUGUUUGUUUUGUUUGACCAAUUGAGUCUUUGAUCUAUUUUUGUAUGUAUGGCUUUAUGCACCCAUGUCCUCUCUUUUAAUUUGAUUCCUUCAAGUUGAUUUGGUGCACAUAUGAUAAAGAGGAUCUGAUUGAGACUUGCAUUGAUGUCUUGAGUGUUGUUCUUAUUCAUUCUUGAUGGAUUUGGAGCAAGUUAUAUAAAGCCAUCAAUUUUUG